Candoia aspera is the source of this 2333-nucleotide messenger RNA. It is a transcript of the gene HSPA5, whose product is annotated as heat shock protein family A (Hsp70) member 5. Gene Ontology annotation, biological process: endoplasmic reticulum unfolded protein response. Gene Ontology annotation, molecular function: ATP binding; ATP-dependent protein folding chaperone. Gene Ontology annotation, cellular component: cytoplasm; endoplasmic reticulum chaperone complex; nucleus. Bases 33 to 1988 code for a protein of 651 amino acids. The transcript has 8 exons. The record is from RefSeq and is a predicted model, not a curated record. Lineage: Eukaryota; Metazoa; Chordata; Lepidosauria; Squamata; Candoiidae.
UUCUGUCCUGCGUGAGAGACUCUAAAAGCGACAUGAAACACGCCCUUGUCUGUCUGCUGCUUGUCAGCAGCGUCUUCGCUCAGGAGGAUGAGAAAAAGGAAGAUGUGGGGACUGUCGUUGGCAUUGAUUUGGGAACCACCUACUCCUGUGUGGGUGUCUUCAAGAACGGACGUGUUGAGAUUAUUGCCAACGAUCAGGGCAACCGAAUCACACCGUCCUAUGUGGCCUUCACUCCGGAAGGAGAACGUCUUAUUGGUGAUGCAGCAAAGAACCAGUUGACUUCAAACCCUGAGAAUACCGUGUUUGAUGCUAAGCGUCUGAUUGGGAGAACGUGGAAUGACCCUUCUGUGCAGCAGGAUAUCAAAUACCUGCCUUUCAAGGUUAUUGAAAAGAAGGCCAAGCCCCAUAUUCAGGUUGAUAUUGGAGGAGGCCAAAUGAAGACUUUUGCUCCUGAAGAAAUUUCAGCCAUGGUUCUGACAAAGAUGAAAGAAACUGCUGAAGCAUACUUGGGAAGGAAGGUUACUCACGCUGUUGUCACUGUGCCUGCGUACUUCAACGAUGCUCAGCGUCAAGCCACAAAGGAUGCUGGCACCAUCGCUGGAUUGAACGUCAUGAGAAUCAUCAACGAACCCACUGCUGCUGCUAUCGCUUAUGGGUUGGACAAACGAGAGGGAGAAAAGAACAUUCUUGUCUUUGACUUGGGUGGUGGAACCUUUGACGUCUCCCUCUUGACCAUCGACAACGGCGUCUUUGAAGUGGUGGCAACCAAUGGAGACACUCACCUGGGGGGAGAAGACUUUGACCAGCGGGUGAUGGAGCACUUCAUUAAACUGUACAAGAAGAAAACCGGGAAGGAUGUGCGGAAGGACAAUCGGGCGGUUCAAAAGCUCCGGCGAGAAGUGGAGAAGGCCAAGAGAGCUCUUUCUUCUCAGCAUCAGGCCAGGAUUGAGAUUGAAUCUUUCUUCGAAGGCGAAGACUUCUCAGAAACCCUAACUAGAGCAAAGUUUGAAGAAUUGAACAUGGAUCUUUUCCGUUCCACCAUGAAACCUGUCCAAAAAGUUCUAGAGGAUGCGGACCUGAAGAAGUCUGACAUCGAUGAAAUUGUCCUUGUUGGCGGCUCCACUCGAAUCCCCAAAAUCCAGCAGCUUGUGAAGGAAUUCUUCAACGGCAAAGAGCCUUCUCGGGGCAUCAAUCCUGAUGAAGCUGUAGCUUACGGCGCUGCUGUCCAAGCUGGCGUCCUUUCUGGGGACCAGGAUACUGGUGACUUGGUACUACUUGACGUGUGUCCUCUAACCUUGGGCAUUGAAACUGUGGGAGGUGUCAUGACCAAACUCAUCCCAAGGAACACAGUUGUCCCCACCAAGAAGUCGCAGAUCUUCUCCACAGCUUCUGACAACCAGCCAACAGUUACUAUCAAAGUCUAUGAAGGAGAACGUCCUCUCACAAAGGAUAACCAUCUGCUUGGAACAUUUGACCUCACUGGCAUCCCUCCUGCUCCCCGGGGCGUCCCCCAGAUUGAGGUCACCUUUGAAAUAGACGUGAACGGCAUUUUGCGGGUGACUGCGGAGGACAAAGGCACGGGCAACAAAAACAAAAUCACCAUCACCAAUGACCAGAACCGCCUGACGCCGGAGGAGAUAGAAAGGAUGGUCAACGACGCGGAGAAGUUUGCCGAGGAGGACAAGAAGCUGAAAGAGCGCAUCGACUCCCGAAACGAGUUGGAAAGCUACGCCUAUUCCCUGAAAAACCAAAUUGGCGAUAAGGAGAAACUGGGUGGCAAGUUGUCUUCUGAAGACAAAGAAACCAUCGAGAAGGCCGUGGAGGAGAAGAUCGAAUGGCUGGAGAGCCACCAAGAUGCGGACAUCGAAGACUUCAAAGCUCAGAAGAAGGAGCUGGAGGAAGUGGUGCAGCCCAUCGUGGGGAAGUUGUACGGCGGGGCGGGCCCUCCCCCUGGCGAGGAGGAAGCCGGGGAGAAGGAUGAGUUAUAGGCCCCCGCUUUCCGAGUGGCGACGCCGUGUAAAUAGUGGACUGACUUUGAACAUUUUUCGUUUAAGCUAUUGAACUCUAGAACUGGGAUGUGUUCGGAAUCUUCACGACGAGUGGAGUUGGAAACGCUUAGCCCCAAAGCGGCUGAUUACUGCUUUUCAUUAGCAGUUGAUAAAGUGUCCCUGGGGGGUGGGGUGGGGUGGGGUGGGGUGGGGGAAGCUUAACUUGCCGGGCGAGGCCUCAAAGCAUUCACCUUUAAACUGUUCUAUUUAACAAGUGGGUCGUGUGUGUUCUGUGGAGAAUUUUUCUACCCUCCAACCGCCAAUAAAUUUGUUAUUUACACCGAA